CGAGAUGGCCAUCCCUCAGAUCCGGAGCUGAUCUAUUUGACUGCGGGCGCCUCGGCUGGCGUCCAGCUGCUCCUCUCGGUGGUUGUCUCAGGACCAGAAGUAGGAGUGAUGAUCCCCAUUCCUCAAUAUCCGCUCUACUCUGCCGCACUCGCCUUUAACAACUGCCACGCUGUGCGAUACGAGCUGGACGCGGACGAUGAUUGGGCAGUGGACGUAGCAGCGAUGGGCCGAACGGUGGACGAGGAGCGGGCAAAGGGUGUGGAUGUUCGGGCUUUGGUGGUCAUCAAUCCAGGCAACCCUACAGGAAGCUGUUUGACAGAGGCAAACAUUCAAGAUAUCCUCAAGCUGGCGCACGAGAAGAGAUUAGUAGUCAUGGCAGAUGAGGUGUACCAGAGGAACAUUUAUCACCCCGAUCAGCGACCCUUCAUCUCCUUCAAAAAGGUCUUGAGAGACUUUGGAAAGAGCGGCAAUGUCGAGGAAAAGGAGUUGGCGAAUCAGGUGGAGCUGGUCAGCUUUCACUCGAUUUCCAAGGGCGUCAGCGGCGAGUGUGGAAGGAGAGGAGGAUACUUUGAGUUGACCAAUAUGGAUCCAAAGGUGGAGGCGCAGGUGUACAAGAUGGCAUCUGUCAACUUGUGUCCCCCAUUGCAAGGACAAAUCGGUGUGGAUCUGUUGGUGCGGCCACCAAAGGAAGGCGAGCCAAGCUACGCGCUGUGGAAGGAAGAAACGGAAGGAAUCCAUGAAACGCUCAAGAAGCGCAGCCAAAAGAUGGCGGAUCAAUUCGCCAAACUUCCUGGAGUCAAGUGCGGAGAGGCUCAAGGAGCGCUGUAUCUGUUCCCCGAGAUCACCUUGCCUCCCAAAGCGAUCGAAGCUGCAAAGAAGGAGGAGAGGAAACCAGACCUGUACUAUUGCUUGAGAUUGUUGGACGCUACAGGUAUUUGCGUCGUGCCUGGAAGCGGCUUUGGCAAGCAACCCGGCCCGAAUGGAGAGUGCUUCCUCCGCACAACUGUCCUGGCCAAGGAGACCGACGAAUUUAUCCAGCGUUUCGGCGACUUUCACAAGUGAGUCCAUCAAGCGCUUGUCGGGUGAUUUUCCCGCCCAGCCUCUCAUGCGUCUGACUCGCCUGCUUCGAUCGAAUCGAUACACUUAUCCGAUCCCAGGUCGUUCCUCAAGGAAUUCGAGGGAUGAAAGAUGGAGUCCGGGCAAAUGCGACCUGGAGCGCUUGAAGGCAAAGCUUAUCAUUAUUGCCGUUCCCCCUCGCAACGUCCAUGCC
This is a messenger RNA of Ceraceosorus guamensis, 1270 nucleotides long. RefSeq names its product PLP-dependent transferase. The transcript has 2 exons. The record is from RefSeq and is a predicted model, not a curated record. Gene Ontology annotation, molecular function: L-alanine:2-oxoglutarate transaminase activity; pyridoxal phosphate binding. Gene Ontology annotation, biological process: biosynthetic process. The coding region runs from base 109 to 1062 and encodes 317 amino acids. Lineage: Eukaryota; Fungi; Basidiomycota; Exobasidiomycetes; Ceraceosorales; Ceraceosoraceae.